CACGGCGGGACCCCUUUGUUYUGCGGGGUCGGGUUUUGUUCUUCCUCCCUCCUUCCUCCUGCUUCAGAGAAAAGUUUCUGCUUCUCCCGGGCGCGCUUCUCCCCGUGCUCCGCUCUAGUACCGGGGUUCAGCAACUUCCUCCCGUAGUUCUAGAUUUUAAAGUUCAGYUUUCCAGCGUGCUCAUGUGAAGCGCUGGAGAGUUUUCUUCAAUAUUAGCGCUUCRAAAGUUUUUGAUUCUUUGCGGCCACUUCCUCUCUCCCCGUGCAAUUUUUAUGACUUCUGAUAUUGUGACUUUGUUCUCUUUGUAAAGAGCAGUAUACUCGUGAAACCAGUUUCACUUUCAGGUUGUUGCUGGAAAUGUUUGGAAAUUUCUGCCCGGUGUGGCUUUAAAAAUUAAAAGUCCUGCUAUAAAGCAUAUGCUGAUUWUGGUAAAAAUUUCUUUGUGUGAAAAAGCAAUUUAUUUUAAAAUGUGGCUGGCAACCGUUGUGAUUUUUCGCAUUAAAACCCAUUUAAAGCUGAAAGCUGCAGGCCAGUCUCCUGUAUUUUAAAUKAAAAUUAUUUUGCACAUUUGAGAACCCUCAUUUACUUAUUUAUUGUAUUCAACAGUUUGAUUUUGACUUAAAAGGAAUGGAAUAAUGCUAUGAGAGUCUAAUCUGGAGCAUUUAAUGAGAACUAAAGCAAUAUAUGCCCUUUAAAAGGCAAUAAAACUUGGCAGGUCGAUUGUCUUUUCUUGUUCCUUCAGCCUAGGCAUCRUUUUGAGGAAGUGUGUAAUGUAGGUAUAGGRAAMUGUGYAGAGGGAUAUUCUCUCCCAGGAAUAGUUUAGGUGUUAUUCUUGAGAGCAUGUGGGCUUGUGCAUGUGCAGAAAGAUUGCAAACUGGAAGAAUUCUCUUCAUUGUUCCCCAAAGAGCAAAAUGCCUCUGGCAGCAGUGAUAACAUGCACAAAAGUUCCCUCCCAUUGGCUUUCAUUUCUCUUACCUUCUAAAAUUUGAUUUAAUUUUGCAAGGCUUUUGAUACCUUCUGCAAACCACUACUGCAUUCCUUCAUUUCUCAGAGUCUCCCCUCUUGUGUGAAACCCCCUGGGGAAGAGGCUAUGGACAAAACCAUUGGCAAACAGCAGAAACUGGCUUCAGACAAAAUGCUGUCAUACAUAGCAAAUGAAGAGACAGGAAAAAACAUUUCUGUAAUUUUCCAGCAGAGAUUUUACUUAUAAUAAGAGUGGAAGGCACAUUUCCAGAUAGAGACAGAACAUAGUUCCCGAGUGGAAAGGAAACGCCGAGACUCGUUCGGGAUGUUUGACGGUUAUGAUAGUUGUAGUGAGGACACCAGCAGCAGCUCCAGUUCAGAUGAGAGUGAGGAGGAGGUUGCUCCUUUGCCAUCCAGUCUMCCAAUUAUCAAGAACAAUGGGCAAGUUUAUACUUAUCCAGAUGGCAAAUCUGGCAUGGCUACAUGUGAGAUGUGUGGGAUGGUUGGUGUCCGGGACGCUUUUUACUCUAAAACCAAGCGCUUCUGCAGCGUGUCGUGCUCCAGAAGCUACUCCUCCAACUCCAAGAAGGCCAGCAUUCUGGCCAGGCUUCAGGUAGCGGGUAAACCUCCAACAAAGAAGGCUAAAGUUCUACAAAAACAGCCCUUAGUGGCUAAAUUAGCAGCAUAUGCCCAGUACCAAGCAACCUUACAAAACCAGGCAAAGACAAAAGCAGCAGCUGUCCCUGUGGAAGGUUUCAGCUGGGGUAACUACAUCAAUAGCAAUAGCUUUACAGCAGCUCCUGUUACCUGCUUUAAACACGCACCCAUGGGGACUUGCUGGGGUGAUAUUGCAGAAGGAGUGCGAGUGGAGGUUCCAAACACUGACUGCAGCCUACCUACCAAAGUCUUCUGGAUAGCUGGAAUUGUAAAAUUAGCAGGCUAUAAUGCACUGCUGAGAUAUGAAGGCUUUGAAAAUGAUUCAAGUCUUGACUUCUGGUGCAACAUUUGUGGGUCUGACAUCCACCCAGUUGGUUGGUGUGCAACCAGUGGGAAGCCCUUAGUUCCUCCUCGAACCAUCCAACACAAAUACACAAACUGGAAAGCUUUUCUAGUGAAACGACUUACUGGUGCCAAAACACUUCCUCCUGACUUUUCUCAGAAGGUGUCUGAGAGUAUGCAGUACCCAUUCAAAACUUCCAUGAGGGUAGAAGUGGUGGACAAGACACAUCUGUGCCGGACCAGGGUGGCCGUGGUGGAAAGUGUCAUCGGGGGCCGCCUGAGGUUGGUGUAUGAGGAGAGUGAGGACAAAACUGACGACUUCUGGUGCCAUAUGUACAGCCCACUCAUUCAUCAUAUUGGCUGGUCUCGAAGUAUAGGACACAGGUUCAAGAGAUCUGAUAUUACAAAGAAACAGGAUGGACAUUUUGAUGCACCCCCACAUUUAUUUAUGAAGGUAAAAGAGGUUGAUGCAGCUGGAGAGUGGUUUAAAGAAGGAAUGAAGUUGGAAGCUAUAGACCCCUUAAACCUUUCAGCAAUAUGUGUGGCAACUAUCAGAAAGGUGUUAGCAGAUGGCUAUCUUAUGAUUGGGAUUGAUGGCUCAGAAGCAGCAGAUGGGUCUGAUUGGUUUUGUUACCAUGCCACUUCCCCUUCUAUUUUCCCUGUUGGUUUCUGUGAAAUUAACAUGAUUGAACUAACUCCACCCAGAGGUACAGGUUAUGCAAAACUCCCUUUUAAAUGGUUUGACUACCUCAGGGAAACUGACUCAAUAGCAGCACCAGUAAAGCUCUUCAAUAAGGAAGUUCCAAACCAUGGGUUUCACGUUGGCAUGAAGCUGGAGGCCGUGGAUCUGAUGGAGCCCCGCCUGGUGUGCGUGGCCACGGUGACGCGCAUCAUCCACCGCCUGCUGAGGAUCCACUUCGAUGGCUGGGAGGACGAGUAUGACCAGUGGGUGGAUUGUGAAUCCCCAGACCUGUAUCCUGUGGGAUGGUGCCAGCUCACUGGGUACCAGCUCCAGCCUCCAGCACCGCAGUCAUCAAGAGAUAGCCAGUCAAGUUCAUCCAAACAGAAGAAAAAAGCUAAAUCGCAACAGUACAAAGGACAUAAGAAAAUGACUUCGUUGCAGCUGAAGGAGGAGUUGCUGGAYGGGGAGGAGUACAGCUUCCUGCAGGGAGCAUCUGACCAGGAGAGCAAUGGCUCUGCCAGCUACUACAUCAAACAGGAACCCUGAGGCAGCUCCACAGCGAGGGGCACAGAUUGGUGAUAGGAAAAGAACCUUUCUCCAAGACUGACUGAUUCUGUUCCCACUUGGAUGGUGCAGUUCGGGUGACUGUGCCUGGGGCACUUUGCUAACUGUAGAUGAAUUAGACUCAGUUCAGAAUUUUUUGGAAGGGCGGGGAAACUAUUUUAGUGAAAAAGAUUUUUCAAUUUAUUAAAAACAAAAAAAAAAUGGACACUUUUGUGUUGUAUUUGAAGCUUUUGAAAGAAUUUUGUAAUAUUUUCAAGUUCAGAUUUAUUGUGCAUUGUUAACAAGAACUGAAAUUCUAAUUUUUUGGUAAGAUUAAAGUUUAAUUAGCAUGGUUGUGGGAAGCAGUUGGAGGAAGAUAUAGUUGCAAAUACAAAUGAAUUGUCAUAACAAAUGAACCUUUUUGGUACAAGUUGGGAGACUUUUAGACUCUUGUGAACUGCACUGGUCACGCCUCUGUUUUUUUAAUUGUGAAAAUAAGGCUUUUAAGCCCUGAUGGAGAGGCACAAAUUGUAUGUGGAAAAUAGUCCUGUAAAGCUCUACUCAGUGAGUAGCCCCAAGUGCAGCGGAGCCAUCACCUGAGGAAGAUUUGAACUUUUCAAGGUGUUUUUAUUUAGUUUAAAAUACCUUUUUUUAUAUAAGGUUUUGGGUUUUUUUAAUGUUCCUUAGGGUCUGAUUCAGUGCCCAUUAAUAUCAGUAGCCUUGUCUCCGUCGACUGCAGUGGGCAUUGGAUGGGAUCUACGAAGCUCUUGUCUGUACAUGAAUGUCUGUAGUCUUGGAAUGCUUCAGCACAUGUUUACAGAGCCCUAUGCCAAACUGGAACUUCAGACAAUUCCCUCAUUGGAAGAUAGUUUUAGCUCUGAAUUUUGACUGAAGAAGCAGCUUAGMUGGACAGUCACUAAGGACUCCCUUGGUAGUGGGAAGGAACUUGUGAGUAUUCUUCUGAUUUUUUUUUCCAUUCAGAAAGCCCUAAAUGUUUACCAUCUUCAAUAUUUAUCUGUGACCAUUYAGACUGAUGUGCCACAUGGUUUCAGGUGAGAUGAAAGGAGCCCURUGCUGUGGAUUAAAAAUGAGCUGAGUCCUGCAAUAUUCAUGUCUUGCUGCAAUAGAGAAACAUGGUAGUUGAGACUUGAGAACAGCAUUAAAAUCACAUGUUUUUGGUAUGUCAUUCAGAAACUGGAUUUGUAURUUGCCUGGAAUUCUUGUCUCAUGUMAAGUAUMCCAYAAGUCACAUAAAAGGGUGAAAAUGAUGACCAGUUAAACGCAAAGUGGUUUUGCAGGACCUGUUAAUGAUUUGGAUUUUAUCCUUCCAUAUUUUUAACCUUUGUACAUUUUUGUAAAUGCAGUUGAUGAAUUGAGGUGGUUGAUCAGCCCUGCAGAGCUGUGACUGGAAAAAUGUGCAUCAAGAGCUUUAGCUUUUACCAGUAAGGUUCAUUAACUAAACUCUCAGGAAUUAUCUCAUAAGUUCUGUAAGUGCUUCUGGGUCUUCACAGGUCCCCUUCAGAGCAGUACAAUGAUCAUCUGACUCUUGACCAUAAAUUAGGGCUUCAAAAAAAAUCCAUCAAAAUUAUUAACAUCUGUAUUCCUACAGCCUAAGAAAUACUUUAAGGAUGUCAACYCACAGAGCCCCAGGAGACCAUUUUUGUAUAUUGUUGUUUGAGCUUAAAAAAAAAACAAAACUGCAUAGAAAGUUGAAAACCAGCAAUUUGAUUAUUUUCUAAAAUAUUGCUCUAACUUUGGGUACAYAGUGUUGGUGAUAUGCACAGGUUUACCUCAUUCUAUGCAAGAGGGGUUAAUUACGUAAAGUUUUGUAUUUACUACUGGAAGUAAAACGUGUCCUGUAUAGUGUAGGAAUGUCUGGAAUUCUCCCUUACUGGUAAAAUUUCUUAAAAAAUUACCCCUUUUUAAUAACAGCUUCUUCUAUUGACAGAAUCUAUUCAUCAGAUUACAACAGUCUGUAACUUCAGGUGGUAAAGACAUUUUAGCUCUCUAAAACAGCCAUAAAAAGGACUUUGUUGGACCUGGUAGACAUCAAAUACCUUAUCUCAGAUUGACCCACUCAUGAUGUUUAUUUUAAACAGCCUAGAUUGGAGAAGUAGGAUUAGAGACCAUUGUAGUGACACUUUGAGCCUUGAUUAUGUUAUUUUUUCUUGUGUUCUCAAUUUAAUCUGCUGUAAAAACCAGCUCUGCAAGCAUUGGUUUGGUUUGGUAAGUACAGCAUUGUUGAUUUAUUUAUUUUUUUUUUAAUGCAACAACUUGCAGGUUGUCCCAGCCAGCUGGAAUAAGGUUCUCUCACAAUCUUUGCUUUCUUCUCUCAUCAACAGCUUCUGACUCGAGUAGAAAACUGUCUCAUUAAUUUGUGUUUCAGAAUGUGGAAGGUCAGGCUAGUAAUGAGUGAGGUGCAUUGCCAGGUCACUAAACUUGGGCUCCUGAUUUCCAAGUUGGUCUUCAAAUGUCGAGAGGGAAAAUUAGUCCUGAACACACUUCCUGUGUUGGAGAAAUGUAAGAAUCUGUUCUAAAGUCUGUCAGUCUUUAUGAUACUCUGUUAUUCAUCAAACACUAAAGUCUGUGAGGUGAUGUACGUUCUGGGGUACCYGUGUGACUUCAGCAGUUGGUGAAAUGUGUUUUGUGUUUCUGAUGCCUGGAUUGUGGAAUUGUCAAGUGCGGUGACAUCUGUGCUGAGCAGGCCAUGGGAGGAGCUGCUGGAAGGCGCUGCUGAGAGAAGCCCAAGGAAAGCAGAGCCGGGUGCUCGCAGGGGUGAGACCUGUGGGGAGAGCCGUGGUGGCUCUGUGGCAGCUCCUGGUGGUGCAAAGCAUCCCCGGGGCUCUGGGAUGCUUCUCUUGGCUUCCAGCCGUGGUACCUGGCUGAGAGAGCAGCGAAUGUUGGACACCUGAAACCUUCAAUGGGGUCGGACUCGUUUUGGCAUUUGGCACAGCAGGUUUUUCUGACCAUGAGGCAGCCCAAGCCCUGUCCCUGACUUGGSUGCUGCCCCUCUUUCCUUGCUCCAAAUCUCUCUGCUGAUCUUUGAUUGUUACAUUAUUCUCAGCACAACUCUUAACCUGUUCCUUGCUGCAUCUGAGGAAAGCUACGGCAGUUAYUGAUUCCUUGUUCUACGGAUACUAACACGGGUUUCAGUGUUUGUUUGGUUUUUUUAUUGUUGUUUUCUGUGAUGUGAAUACCCUCCCUCAAUCUUUGUACGAUGGUGCUAAUAUAUUUGGUAACAAUCCUUUAUUGGGAAGGGAUUUUAAAAAACUGUGAUUUCAGCUGAAUUUUUCUUCUUUUUGAUUUUUUUCAUAUUUAAAAUGAAAAGCCACAGCCAUUUAUACAAAAAAAAAAGGCAUCAGCUUUGGCCCCUGGGAAAAUGUUGGGGUGGGAAUCAGGAUUAAACAAAUGGGGUUUUUACAUCAUUUCUGUAUGUAUUUGAUAUAUAGAUCAAUAUCUGUACAAAUUUAAUCUUUUAUUUUCUUGGUAAUUUGUGUGGUCGGUGAGAGAGUAUUUAAAGCUUUCUCAUGCAAUGUACAUAACUCAGUGAAAAAAUGCUUUUGGAGAAGUUCAUGUUACUUUCAUUUUUACGAGACUGCAGAUUUUCAGCAUGGAUGUGAAAAGCAUUAAAAUUAUAACUUUGUGUACAAGAUUAAAUAAUUCACUAAAUUUGCCUUUUUUACACAAAAUAAAAAUGAUAAAAAGUC
Malurus melanocephalus (red-backed fairy wren) is the source of this 6894-nucleotide messenger RNA. RefSeq names its product mbt domain containing 1 (gene MBTD1). Gene Ontology annotation, biological process: regulation of DNA-templated transcription. Lineage: Eukaryota; Metazoa; Chordata; Aves; Passeriformes; Maluridae. The transcript is spliced from 17 exons. Gene Ontology annotation, cellular component: nucleus. The coding region runs from base 1289 to 3190 and encodes 633 amino acids. Gene Ontology annotation, molecular function: zinc ion binding. The record is from RefSeq and is a predicted model, not a curated record.